Synchiropus splendidus (mandarinfish) is the source of this 2817-nucleotide messenger RNA. Its product is annotated as vang-like protein 2. The coding region runs from base 441 to 2018 and encodes 525 amino acids. The transcript has 8 exons. The record is from RefSeq and is a predicted model, not a curated record. Gene Ontology annotation, biological process: multicellular organism development; Wnt signaling pathway, planar cell polarity pathway; establishment of planar polarity. Lineage: Eukaryota; Metazoa; Chordata; Actinopteri; Syngnathiformes; Callionymidae. Gene Ontology annotation, cellular component: plasma membrane.
GAUGGAGCCGCUCAGCGGGACACCAGACGCUGAUGCGGGACGAGCUGAGCGUCGUUGAGUCCUGUCCCAUAUCGGAGGACGCUGAAGAGAAAACAGAACUAACGCUGCCUUGUUGCUUGUUUGGCCGUGGAUGGCGCCCGAGGUGGCUCCCAGUUGAAGUUUGCUGACGGGUAGUUUAGUCAUCGGAGUUGCGCUGGACCUGCGUCUCUGAAUCGGCUCUUUGUGCCGUCUGGACCGUUUGUGGUGCCACUUUCCAGCCGUGGAAACAGGCCUCCAAGAUAGAUUCCCUCAGAAGUAAAGUGGACUUUCUGCGCCUCCCCCUUGCCCUCUCCUCCAAGUCGGUUGGCCUCCAUAAGACUCAGCUGGGUGUGGUCUGGGAAAAGGGGGGCAGCUUCGGGACAGGGGGGUCUCAGAGACCCUACCCACCGCCAGCCUCCGAUAUGGACAACGAGUCUCUGUACUCAGCCUACUCAUACAAGUCGUCCCAGUCCAGGACCUCCAGAAAACACAGGGAGCGGCGGGACAAACAUCGCUCCAAGACCCGAGACAUCUCUGGAGACAAGUCGGUCACAAUCCAAGCUCCAGGACAGCAGAUGCUAGAUGCAGAGUCCGCCAGAGAAGAGGAGCGGGAUGACAACUGGGGGGAGACCACCACCGUGGUCACCGGCACCUCUGUGGACAGCGCCUCCAAUGAAGACCUCACACGCAUAUCCAAGGAAGUAGACGAGCCCUCUCCCUUCACGUGCCAGCGCUACCUCGGUCCGGUCCUAAGUGCUGUCCUUGGCCUGUUUGCCUUCGCCACUCCUGUGGCCUUCCUGGCUCUGCCGCAGCUUCUGUGGCGAGACACGCUGGAGCCUUGCACCACUCCGUGUGAAGGCCUUUACAUAUCGCUUGCCUUCAAGCUCCUCAUCCUCCUCAUCUCCACCUGGGCGUUGUUCCUCCGUCCUCCCAGAGCCAGUCUGCCACGCUUCUUCAUCUUCCGCUGUCUGCUGCUGGCCCUUGUCUUUCUCUUUGUGGCUUCAUACUGGCUCUUCUAUGGCGUGCGAGUGCUGGAGCCGAAGGAGACGGACUACCGAGGAAUCGUGGGAUACGCAGCUUCUCUGGUGGAUGCCCUGCUUUUCAUUCAGUACCUGGCAUUAGUGCUGCUGGAGGUCCGGCACUUGCAGCCCGCCUUCUGUCUCAAGGUCGUGAGGAGCACCGAUGGGCACAGCCACUCCUACAAUGUGGGACACCUCAGUAUCCAGCGGGCGGCCGCUUGGCUUCUGGACCAGUACUACUGUGACUUCCCCAUCAAUAACCCUGCUCUUCUAAACCUGCCCAAGUCCGUCCUCUCGAAGAAGCUAUCAGCCUUUAAGGUUUACAACCUGGGUGAAGAAAAUGGUGCCAACAACACCACAGGUCAGUCCAGAGCUAUGAUUGCUGCCUCCGCUCGUAAGAGAGACUCGUCCUACAAUGAGUACUACUACGAGGAGGCAGAGGUGGAGCGAAGGGUCCGCAAGCGCAGAGCGCGGCUGGUGGUGGCUGUGGAAGAAGCCUUCACCCACAUCAGACGUCAGCAGGAGACGGAGGACGACUCGUCGUCCCCGAAGCAUGCAGCACGCGAGGUGAUGGAGCCAAGGGAGGCGGCGCAGGCCAUCUUCGCCCCCUUGGCCCGGGCCAUGCAGAAGUACCUCCGGGCCACGAGGCAGCAGUCGUACCACAGCAUGGAGAGCAUCAUCACCCACCUGCAGUUCUGUGUCACUCACAGCAUGAGCCCCAAAGCGUUUCUGGAGCGGUACCUCACCCCAGGAUCCACCCUGCAGUAUCUGGACAACAGCAGAGGGCGCCAGUGGACGUUGGUGAGCGACGAACCUGUGACGGCCUCGCUGCAUCAAGGUCAAGUGUUUUCGCUGAGGCGGCCCGACUUCUCUUUGGUUGUCACGGUGACGCCCCUCCCUUUCCUGCAUCUCGAGGAGGAGUUUGUUGACCCCAAAAGUCACAAGUUUGUCAUGAAACUGCAGUCUGAGACAUCGGUGUAAGAGCCAUGACAUCAGCUUUAUAUAUCUCGUCUGAUGUUGUAAACAGAGCUUUUUUGAUAAGUUGCUCAUUGUUUUUGGUUUAUAAGUAUUUUUAACAUUCAUUUCAGUUUAGUAACCAUGUCGUUUCUUAUGUAUUGUUAAAAAAAAUAAGAUAUAAUCUAAAAUAUUUUUUGAUUUCUGCUGAAAAAUAAGUGUUGAUUUCCCUUCAUACGCGUGUUUGUUUGUUCUCUGCAUGUCGUGAUUUUUGACCACCAGGUGUGAAGGUCAGUCAAAGACAUUUUGGUUUAGUAAUGACAGAAUCAGGUGGCGGAGUGAGUUGGACAGCCUCUUUUCAUAAGAGUGGGGAAUGAAAUCUGAAUAACAGCACGUCCCCAUGAUCACUUCCUGUUUGCUCUUACUUUAAAUGAGUGGAUUUAACGUUACCUGAUGCUGCUCAGUGAGUUUUGUCCAGCAAGAUGAAACGUGUGACCUUGGGGUUCACGUCUGUCCGAUGAAGAAAAUAUUUGUCGGACGUCGCUCUUCCUCUCAACUUUUCCUGCAUUAACUAAUCCACUGACCAUAUGGACAGAUUUGAUGUCUGCUAAAUCAUAUUCCUUUAUGCUGUCAGUAACUUUGGAGCCGGUAGAGUCACAAAAAGGAAGGCGAUUUUCCAGUUUGCCUCAGUAGAACAGCAGAGGUGUCAAUUGUAUGUGCACAUAUGCUAAGUUAGCACAUUAGUCAAUGCUACUGUCAGACACAUAAAGCGCGGGCAACAAAAUAAAUGUUUACAAUAGAUUACCAUAAUAUGUAUGGCGGUUGA